Messenger RNA from Chaetura pelagica (chimney swift), 216 nucleotides. Its product is annotated as proline-rich protein 2-like. Lineage: Eukaryota; Metazoa; Chordata; Aves; Apodiformes; Apodidae. The coding region runs from base 1 to 216 and encodes 71 amino acids. The record is from RefSeq and is a predicted model, not a curated record. The transcript has 3 exons.
AUGGGGGGGACACCCACCCGGCCAUCCCAGGGGCCACCAGGGCCAUCCUGGGAUCCACCGGGGCCAUCCCAGGGGCCACAGGAACAUCCUGGGAUCCCCCAGGGCCAUCCUGGGAUCCCCCAGGGCUAUCCCAGGGGCCACAGGAACAUCCUGGGAUCCCCCAGGGCCAUCCCAGGGCGGGAUCCACCCCGGGAUCCUUCACCCUCCUCUCCCUGA